Messenger RNA from Rotaria sp. Silwood2, 2682 nucleotides. The record is from the annotation of a GenBank genome assembly. NCBI's taxonomy places the organism in Eukaryota, Metazoa, Rotifera, Eurotatoria, Philodinida, Philodinidae.
AUGGAUGUUCAGCCAAUGUCGGAAUGGUUUCGAAAUAUAAAUCUUUUUAAUGAUGAAUUUACCGACACACGUAUUCCAUCUGCAUUAAGUAAUGAAGAAAAUAAGUUAUUAGAAGAAAAUGUUGAAGCAAAAAUGAAAGAACUAACGACUUUACAAUUAGAUAUUGUUGAAAACAGUGAUAGAAUUCAAAUGCUUGAAGAUCAUCAAAAAUUAGUUCAAGAUGAACUUGAAACUAUACAGAGAUUAUUGGCAGCACACCGAAGAGAAGAUACAACUGAACAAACACAUUUACAUAUUGACAUUGCUGAAAUGCAACGUACCGAACGAUUAAUAACAAUUCUAGAAAAUGGUUUGAUUAAAUUUAGAAAACGAAAAACAGAUUUUGAGGCAGAAAUAAAUCAAUUACAUAUACAAAUAGGCAAAAUUAAUGAUGAAACAUUAAUCGAAAAAGAUACAUUAGAAAAAUUAAUUGAUGUUAUUAAGAAAAAUGAUGAGGAAACAUUUUGCUUAAUGAAAUAUACGCGACAAGAUAAUAUUCGCAUAAAAGAAUUAACAGCACAAUUGGAACGAGAUUCAGAAAAAUCAAUAAAAUUAAAACGUGCUAUUGAAGAAGGAAGAAUCGAAUAUUAUGGUCUUCAAGUUGAAUUAGAUAAAAUAGCUGAUAUAUUUCGUCGUUCUUAUACACAACGUCAACAACUUAUUAAACGAUGGGAAACAAUUCUUGUACAAAUGCAGCGAAAAGAUUAUGAUAUUGAUAGACUUGCAAUUGAACUUAUUCAAAUCAAAGCUAAAACACGUAUCAAAGAACAAGAAUUAAGUCAACAAAAAAUAUUCUAUGAACACGAACAAAAAAAUAAUAUUGUUACAGAAAAAUUGAUUCAUUUAGCCAGUAAAAAAAUCAUGUCAUUAAAAGCAAAACAAAUGACAAACAAUAACAAACAAGAACAUUUGAAAACAGAUGUUUUAUCCCUAAAAACUGCCCUUGUAAAUGCGGAAAAUGAAUUACAACGUGCACGUACUAUAUUUAAUGAAUUAAAAACAACUAUUAUCCACAGACAACAAGAACUUAAAAAACUCAAACAACAUCAUCAACAGAUACUUGAUCGAAAAUAUGUUAUACUUAAUGAAAAAUUUUCAAUCGAUGAAAAAUUAUCUAAAUUUGAAAAACUAAUGGAAAAUGAACAAAAAUAUCAAAAUAAUCUAAAUUAUCAAUAUAAAAACCUAUCGGAAACUUGUUUUCUAUUAAAUAAUAAAUUAUUAUUCAUACGUAAACAGGAAAAACAAUAUGAAAUAGAUAAUCAAGCAUAUCAAAAUCAAGUACAUAAUAUGAAAAAUCAAAUAAAUCAAUUAGAUCAACAAUUAUUAAAACAACAAGAAUUAAUUUAUCAUCAAGACUUUAUAAAACAAACAAUUGAUCGUCGUCUUAAUCGAUUAUUAGGUGAAAAAACCAAUGAAAAAUAUUCAGAAUUUGAUUUAAAAAUUCGUGAAUUACAAAAUGAAUAUGAAAAAAAAAAGUAUCAAUAUGAUCAAUUACAAAAUCAAAUUAAAAUUCUUAAUGAAGAAUUAAGAAUGAGUAAGCGUGAUUUUGACCAAUUAAUCAUAGACAAAAAUGAUUUAAAUGAAAAAUUUCUUCAAUUUGAUCUUUACAUAACUUUAAGUGAAAAAUUAAUUAAAAAAAUAAAUAAUGGAAAAGAAGAUUAUCUAGUUGAAGAAAACCUUCUUAAUAUUGAAUUAAAACGAUUAAAAAAUAUUCUAUACAAUUCAAGUGAAAUCAAUUCCAGUUUAGAACAACAACAAAUUGAAUUACAAAAGGCAAUCAAAGAACGUCGUAUGGAAGUACAAGCAAAUAGUCAUUUAUUUCGAAUACGAUUCAAUGAUGAACGAACUAAAAAAGAUACGAUUUCAGCUGAACUUGCUAUGCGUAUUACUAAAGUAUCUAAAUUAAAACAACGAUAUGAAACUUUUUCUAUAACAUUAAAUACCGAGAAAUCUAAUGAAGAUAAUGUUUUAGCACAAGCUCAAUAUGUUAUUAAGUCUGCACAAAUGAAAGAAGAUUUAUUAAAACAAGGCGAUCAAUUAGAAGCACUUGUUAUUAAAGCUGAAACUGAAUUACGAGCUCUUGAAAAUACAGUACAAAUUUUAAAAUGGAAUAAUACUGAUGUAAAAAAAAAUUUUGAAAAAUUAAAUGAGUCAAGUUCAGAAAUAAAUGAAAUGAAAGAAUUUGAAGAACAUUUACGAGCUGUGACAGAACAAGUUAAAAUUCGUCGAAAAUUACUGAAAGAUUUUUCUGAAAGACAUAAUUCUAUCAAACGUUUUCAACAAAUCAUUCGACAACAGCGAAAUAUUCAAGAUAUUAUACAAGAUGAACUUGAUAUUGAUGUACGUUUACAAUCUGAAGCUAAUAAUAAAAUCGAACAACAACUCGUAUCUCUAUGCUUAGCCAUAGGAGAUGAUAACAAUGUCAUUGAAAUAGUUGAACAAUUAUCAGUCGAUCAGUCGUUUAAGAUUACAGUCAAACCAUCAAUUAAUCAGUCAAAUAAACAACAAUGUAAACUUGAAAAAAAAACUCUACCAUCAUUGUCCAAUAUAGACAUCAUUCCAAAUAUUGUAAAUAUUUCUAUUGAUAGUAGUUCAAGAUCAACAACAAGUGAAUCAAGACGUUCAUCGAAAAAGAGUACAUGA